This is a messenger RNA of Paramecium sonneborni, 970 nucleotides long. The record is from the annotation of a GenBank genome assembly. Lineage: Eukaryota; Ciliophora; Oligohymenophorea; Peniculida; Parameciidae.
AUGUUUUGUUGCAAAAUUAAAAAUACAAUUCAAAGUACAAGAAGAAAUUAUGAAUUAUUGGAAGAGAUUGGAAUGGGAUCAUAUGGGAAGGUUAAAUUAGCGAAAGAUGUAGAGAAUAAGAAGAAAUAUGCAAUAAAAUUAGUAAUGAAUUAAGUAAUAUUUAAUAGAUUGAGAAAUAGAAGAUGGAAGAAUUUCAUGCAGAAAACAAUAUAUUGAGUGAGAUAAGAAUAUAAUAAAAACUACAUCAUCCAAAUAUAGUAGAAUUGGUGGAAUACUUUGAGGAUGAUAAAUAUAUAUAUUUAGUAUAGGAGUAUUGUAGCAAAGGAACACUUCGUUAGUAGGUUAGUAAAAGAAGAUUAUAAGAAAGUGAGAUUUAUCAUUACAUAUAUUAAUUAAAUGAGGCAUUAAUCUAUUUACAUAGAUAGAAGAUUGUUCAUAGAGACUUAAAAGUAUUUGAGAUAAAGUAUAUUUUUAGUUAGAUAAUAUUUUAUUGGAUGAAUAAGAUCUAAUAAAGUUAACAGAUUUUAAUUGGGCAACAUAAAUUAAUGGAUAUGUAGCAGAACCAACAAAUUGUGGUACUACACAUUAUAUGCCUCCUGAAAUUGUAUUAUUGUAACCACAUAAUGAGAAAGUAGAUAUUUGGUCUUUAGGAAUUAUUAUUUUUGUAUUAAUUUAAUACAUAUAUAUAUAGGAAUUAAUAUUUUAGAAUCGUCCAUUUGAAGGAUUAACUUAAGAAGAGUUGCAAAAAUAAAUCAUUUAUCAUAAUCCACUUAUAGAUUGUAAGACUAUUCCUACUGAUUUAAUUAUGUUACUUAAUUCUUUGCUUGCCAAGAAUCCAAUUUAUAGAUUAAAUUGUGAAUAAGUCAAACUUAGUUAGUGGUUUCAAAGAUAACAUCAUAAUUCAUUUUUGCAACCAGAUGAAUCACUAAAUCUUACUAAUAUCACUUUUAAUAAGAAUGAUUAUAUUUGA